This is a messenger RNA of Vicia faba (fava bean), 1065 nucleotides long. NCBI's taxonomy places the organism in Eukaryota, Viridiplantae, Streptophyta, Magnoliopsida, Fabales, Fabaceae. The record is from the annotation of a GenBank genome assembly.
AUGGAUUCAUCGUUUAAAAUUGAAGAUGUGAAAAUAUGGUGGAAAUCUGAACAUGGCUCACUUGAAAAUGAUCUAAAACCCCUUGUUAAUGAUGAGGACGCAACAAUGUUAGCUAUGUGUGUUAAGGAGACUAAGUAUGAUGUUGAGAUAUAUACAAAGGCAAGAUUAUCUAGUGUUGGAGUGCAUAAUGGUGAUGGUACAGAUCAAAUGAAUAAUGCCGAUGGUACAUGUCAAAUGGAUAAUGGUCAAGGGAUACAUAAAAGGAUGACUACAACUGAGAUGGAUAGGGAACAUGUAAUUGAUGAUGGUUACAUCACAAAUGAGCUUGAUAGUGGGGCAGAUGAUGAUAGUGAUGAUAGGCCUUCAGUGACAAGGUUUAAUGAAGAUGAAAACCUUAGAAAAGAAUUUAAAAUUAAGGUGGAAAUGAAAUUUUCUUCUCUAAAGCAAUUUAAAAAGGCUGUACUGGAACACAAUGUGUUGAAUGGUAGGGAGGUUAAGUUUGCCAAAAAUGUUGGGACAAGGUGUAGGGUUGUUUGUAAGGACAAACAACAAUGUGAUUACACAGUUUUAUGCAACAAGGUUUUUAGAACAACAUCAUUCAGGAUCAAAACUCGAUUUCAGAAGCACAAAUGUGGAAGAAAGUUCUUUAACAAGAAUGCUAAUGCUGAUUGGGUAUCUAGAGUGAUUAUUGUCAAGUUGAAGAACAAUUCAACUAUGAAAUUGAAUGAACUUGUAGCAGAUGUAAGAUUGAGGUUUGCUACAGAAAUUACUAGAUGUAGGACUUUCAAAGCAAGGCAGCUAGCUAGAAAGAUUGUUGAAGGGGACUCAACCAAGCAAUAUAAUAUGCUAUGGUCAUAUGAAGCUGAAUUGAGGAGGGCAUCCAAAGGAAACACAUGUAAGUUGAACAUUUCUGGUUUGCCACCUAGGCUUAAAAGGUGCUACAUGUGCUUUGAUGGUACAAAGAAAGCAUUGAAGGUUGGAUGUAGACCAUUCAUAGGGUUAGAUGAAUGUCACAUAAUAAACAAAUAUGGUGGAAUCUUGCAGGAUAGGCCAUCCUUACAAUAA